AUGAACAUUUUUAGAUUCUUUGGUGAUCUUUCACAUCUAGCAAGUCGAUUCAUACUAUUAUACGCAAUUGAAUCAAAUAGAUCAAUUAAUGGUCUUUCUUUAAAAACACAAGCAUUAUACGUUAUUGUUUUUGUUACUAGGUACCUUGAUUUAUUCACCAAAUACUAUUCCCUUUAUAACACAUUGUUGAAAAUUGUCUUCAUUGCCAGUUCGAUAUACACUGUGUACGUUAUGGUUUACAAGUAUCAGAAAACUAUUCAAAACCAUGUUGAUACAUUUCCUGUUCGGUAUUUAAUUGGUGGUGCUGCCGUUGCCAGUUUGAUUUUCACUCACAAGUAUACUUUUGGUGAAGUUGUUUGGAGUUUUAGUUUAUGGUUGGAAGCAGUAUCAAUUUUACCCCAAUUGUUUAUAUUGCAAAGAACUGGAGAAGCAGAAAAUAUCACUACUCAUUAUAUUUUUGCGUUGGGUAUUUAUCGAGCCUUAUAUAUACCAAAUUGGAUUUAUAGAUAUUUUGCUGAAGGUCAUUUCGAUUAUGUUUCUGUGCUUGCUGGAAUUUUACAAACGGCUGUUUAUUCGGACUUUUUCUACAUUUACUAUACCAAAGUGAUGAAGGGGAAGAAGUUUGAAUUGCCUGUAUAG
This is a messenger RNA of Lodderomyces orthopsilosis Co 90-125, 639 nucleotides long. RefSeq lists its product as uncharacterized. Lineage: Eukaryota; Fungi; Ascomycota; Pichiomycetes; Serinales; Debaryomycetaceae. Gene Ontology annotation, molecular function: ER lumen protein retrieval receptor activity. The record is from RefSeq and is a predicted model, not a curated record. The coding region runs from base 1 to 639 and encodes 212 amino acids. Gene Ontology annotation, biological process: endoplasmic reticulum to Golgi vesicle-mediated transport; protein retention in ER lumen. The transcript has a single exon. Gene Ontology annotation, cellular component: endoplasmic reticulum; cis-Golgi network; membrane.